Messenger RNA from Aedes aegypti (yellow fever mosquito), 1217 nucleotides. RefSeq lists its product as uncharacterized. Gene Ontology annotation, cellular component: lipid droplet. The transcript has 5 exons. Bases 112 to 1116 code for a protein of 334 amino acids. NCBI's taxonomy places the organism in Eukaryota, Metazoa, Arthropoda, Insecta, Diptera, Culicidae. Gene Ontology annotation, molecular function: oxidoreductase activity, acting on the CH-OH group of donors, NAD or NADP as acceptor. The record is from RefSeq and is a predicted model, not a curated record.
CUGAGAUACAUCAUUCUCCUAAAUUUUAACACACCAAAAUAAAGUGCGGAGGUAGCAUCAGUCUUCGCGGAACAGUAGAUUAGAUCGCAUCGCGGAGCGUUUAUCACUACCAUGGCCCAUCAGGAACAAUACUUCCAACACAAAGAUGGCGAAUACACCCCCGCUUCCGUGGAUUUUACCAAAAUAAAAAAUGCUCGAAAAUCGAAACAGUUUUUUGUGCAAGUGAUAAAAGUGGUGGUGAUGUUCAUUCCCACGUUGGUCACGGAGUGGUAUAAGUAUCUUUUCGGGAAGAAGAAAUCCGUAAAGGGUCAGGUUGCUCUGGUUACCGGUGGAGGCAACGGACUCGGGAGGGCUUUGUGUUUCCGAUUGGCCAAGGAAGGAUGCCUGGUUGCGGUGGCAGAUAUUGAUAUGAUUAGCGCCGAACGCACGGCUGCCGAAAUUCGCAACCUGGGAAACAAAUCGGCAGCAUUCAAGGUCGACGUUGGAGAUCAACGUUCCAUUGAGCAGCUGAAGAUUGAUGUUGAGGCGCAGCUCGGUCCGGUGGAUAUUUUGGUGAAUAAUGCUGGGCUGUUGGCGAUGCUGUCACUCUCGGAAGGAAACACCGAAGAUGUGCAGCGGAUCGUGGACGUGAACUUUACUUCGCAUAUUUGGGCAAUUCGCGCCUUCAAGGACGGAAUGAUGGAACGCCGCCGAGGGCACAUCGUAGCAGUAUCGUCUACCUUUGGUAUCGUCCCAUUUGGGCGCACCGUUUGCUACAGCGCCACCAAGUUCGGAGUACGUGGCCUGAUGGAAGGUCUCAACGAAGAGUUCUACAUGAACGGCUACAGCAACGACAUCUUCGUAACUUGCGUCUAUCCGGGCUUCGUUGCCACCAGGAAAGAGUUCAUGGAGUACCUCGAACAGCUGGGCUGUCGUGUACCUAUCAACACGCCGGAUGAGGUGGCGGAUACAGCAAUCGAUGCCGUUUUGCGAAAUCGUUGCGAGGUCAUUACAUCAUCCCUUAUCAUGCGAAUCAUGCUCAAGUUCUACGCAUUUAUGCCGAACGAAGUAUCCCGGUUGCUACUUGGAAUGUUCAUUGAUAAAGUGCCACAGUUGACGGUUCGAAAGGAGGAUUAACGCUCAAUCACCAAGAGAUGCUUUGUUUAACAUUUCCAGUUAGAUUUCAGCAUUUGUUAACGCUUGUAAAUAAACCGAAUCAUUGAUGUGCAAUACCAGUU